AUGUUUCCAGGGUUUAUGCAGGCAGCUAUUUUAGCUGUUGUUAUUGUUCUGAGUCAAACAACGAAACGUAUUCAUGGCAGUGAAUCGGGAUCAGAUGCAGGUGCAAGUCAUGUUCUUACAUUAACUAAAGAUACAUUUGAUGAUGUUGUCAAAAAUAAUAAAUUUGUUUUGGUUAAAUUUGUUGCACCAUGGUGUGGUCAUUGCAAAGCUUUAGAACCAGCUUACGCUGGAGCUGCUCGAAAUCUAGCCGAGUCUGGUAGCGAAGUGAAAUUAGCUAGUGUUGAUGCAACCAUUGAAAAUGAUCUUGCGCAACGAUUUGAAGUUAGAGGCUAUCCAACAUUGAAAUUUUUUCUUGAUGGCACAGUCUUGGAAUAUACUGGUGGCCGAUCAGAUAGUGAUAUCGUUAGUUGGCUAAAAAAGAAGACAGGGCCAGCAGCUGAUGAAUUAAAGACAGCUGAUGAUCUUAACAAAUUGAAGCAAGCUGGUGAUGUUGUUGUUAUUGGUGCAUUCAAGGAUACUGAUGGUGAUGCUGCUGCUGCUUUUCUUCAAGUUGCUAAGACUCUUGAAGGUUUUCCAUUUGGUAUAACAUCAAAUGAUGAUGUUCGUAAAGAACUUGAAGUUACAGAUGAUGCAAUUAUUCUCUUGAAAAAAUUUGAUGAAGGCCGCAAUGUUCUCACAUCAUCGAUUGAUGAAGAUUCAAUUCGAAAAUUUAUUGAAGCCAAUCAAUUUCCAAUCGUCAUCGAUUUCAAUGGAGAUACAGCUCAAAAGAUCUUUGGUGGUCCAAUUAAAGUUCAUAUUCUUUUAUUUGCUGAUAAAACUAAUGAAAAUUAUGAAAAACAACGAGAACAAUUUCAUACAGCUGCAAAACAAUUUCGCGGACAGACACUUUUCGUUUUCGUUGAUGUGAAUGAUCAAGAAAAUGGACGUGUCACUGAAUUCUUUGGUCUUCAAAAGUCUGAUUUCCCAGCAAUUCGUUUAAUAACACUAGAAGAUGAAAUGACCAAAUUCAAACCUGACUUCUCUGAUAUUACAUCAGAAAGUUUAGUUAGCUUCGUUAAUGAAUUUUUUGAUGGCAAACUCAAACCAGAUUUACUUUCACAAGAAAUCCCUGAAGAUUGGGAUAAAGCUUCAGUCAAAGUUUUGGUCGGAAAAAAUUUCAACGAUGUUGCAAAGGACAAAAGCAAAACUGUACUUGUUACAUUUGUUGCACCAUGGUGUGGCCACUGUAAACAAUUGACGCCAAUUUAUGAACAAUUAGGUGAUCAAUAUAAAGAUAUUCCUGAUGUUGUGGUUGCUAAAAUGGAUGCUACUGCUAAUGAAGUUGAAGGUAUCAAAAUUCAAAGUUUCCCAACAAUUAAACUUUUCCCAAAGGAUUCAGAUGAAAUUGUUGAAUAUUUUGGUGCUCGUACAGUUGAAGCUCUUGCAAAAUUUAUUAAUUCAAAUGGUAAAGAAAAUGGAAAAGCUGCUGAUACUGAAGAGCCUGAACACGAUGAAGAAGGCGGAGAAGAAGAAGAGCAUGGUGGUGAACCAGCUCAUGAAGAUUUAUAA
Rotaria socialis is the source of this 1548-nucleotide messenger RNA. The record is from the annotation of a GenBank genome assembly. Lineage: Eukaryota; Metazoa; Rotifera; Eurotatoria; Philodinida; Philodinidae.